This is a messenger RNA of Prorocentrum cordatum, 345 nucleotides long. The record is from the annotation of a GenBank genome assembly. NCBI's taxonomy places the organism in Eukaryota, Dinophyceae, Prorocentrales, Prorocentraceae.
AUGAGAUAUUUCGGCGACGGUGUUUCAGUAUACGUGGUCACGAGUGCAUUGCAAAGGUUUGUGCGCCAGGUGUUGCCGCACGUGACUAUGAAAUUCACGCUCGUGACUGGAGAUUCUACUGAGACGCCCACUCAAAAUUUGGGCGAAUCUGGCGUUGCCAAGCUUGCCGCAGAUCCCCGCCUGAUCAAAUGGUUUGCCCAAAACGCUGCAAACGGAAAGGCCGAGCUCCCCAAGGUGGUUCCCAUGCCCCUCGGCCUGGAUUACCAUUCGCACAGUCAUGGGGCGACAGGGGACGCUGUCAUUUUUUUUUUAAAUAAGGGCCCUCGAGCCAGCCUCCCAUGCUGA